GCUCGCCAGUCUCCGUCCUUUCUGGUUUUUUCACUGCAAAUGGCUGAGGCGGACUGGUGCAGUGGUGCCGCAAGGGUCUACAGAUGCUUCGACCGUACGCACACCCACAUCUCCUUCUGGAAUGAACAUUACAAUGGAUGGGAUGUUGCUGUGCGUGUGUGUGCGUCCAGGACCACCUGCGCUGCUCGAAGAGGUCUUGGAGAGGAUGGGCUGGAGGCCCCACGAACUCUCGACGCCCUCCACCCAGGCCGGCGACUCGUCAGCCACAUCCCGCUCACCCUCACGGCCACUCACUCGGCUCUCCACCCACCAGCCACAGGAGUCCCCCACAUCCUCGGACCUCUCAUCGGAGGCGCCCCGCAUUCACGCUUCCUCAGACAGAAGGCGGCUCGCCAAGAGGCUGCAUUAUUCAAGCAAUCGCGGCGUGUGGUCUUUGGCGUGGAAGUCUGGAAGGUUCUGCCGGUCUGAUUAUCUGGAUCUUUUGGACUAUCAGCGCCUAAAUCACUUCCAGAACUCGGCGUCGAUAACGCGGAAGGACAGGAUGAUACGAGAGCUCAGGAAGAUGAAGGUGGGCUGGAUGACUUGUGUCUGUCGACGGCUGGCUUCGUCGAGGUUUCCGCCGGUUUCAGGCCAUCCAUGGGUCUGCCUACUCGUUUAUCCCCACAUCGUUCAUCUUGCCCUCAGAGCACAAGCGAUUUCUCAAGGCCCACACAGCGCUCCAACGUGCUCACCAUCACGCAAGGCAUUCUUUACCCACACAUAAACAUGUCUCACUGUCUUUCAGGUCCUGCCAACCAUGCCGCGGCGCCAUCUCCCUCUCCCUCUCCCCCGCCCGAUAGGCGCACGCGGGAUUUCCAGAUGAUCAUGCGACUCUAUGAGCAGCAAAAGAGGAAACUCGAGAGUAUGCCGCCCGUGGUCUCGCUGUCAAAAGGAGCGAGGAAACGCCCAAUAGCCCGCCCAGUGCUGCAGAGGCCUCAGACGCGGACAAGGGUGAAAACAGCCGAGAGUGCGUCGUCGUGCGGGAGUGAGGACGAAGACACGAGAGGAGGAGAGAGAAACGGGUCUUGUGUGUUCAUCUGCAAGCCGGCCGAUUGCUCUCGAGGGCGGAACAUCACACUUGCUCGGGUGAGACAACACAACGUGAUAUAUCAGGGUGGGUUUUGCUGGCUGUCUCAUAUAUUCUUUGUGCCAUGUGCUGUGCACGGACAGGAUUUGUCGGAUCUUCGAUACGACCAGCAGUCGAUCAUCCAGCGGUACAUCGCCAAACCUUUGCUCAUCGAAUCCUAUAAGGUGAACGCACCAUUAGAGAGACAUGGUGGAUGGAUGGAUGGAUGGCAUCUGGUGCCGUGUGUGUGUGUCUGUCUGCCGUCCGUUCAGUGGGACUUGCGCGUCUACGUUUUCGUCCCCAGUGUGCAUCCGCUGCAAGUGUAUCUGUACGAUGAGGGCGUCGUGCGGUUCAGCAGUGAGCCCUACAACAUACACAGCAACAGCCCAUUCGUGCACCUCACCAACGCGUAAGUAAGGAGAGAGAGACAUACCGAGGGCAUUCUCUGUUUUCGAAGCGGCUCCAUUACCGUGUUUCCAUCUCAGCUCCAUCAACAAUCGGAACCCCCGUAGCUUUUCGACACAUUGUGGCACGGCAGCCAUCGGUGCAGAGCGAAAGUGGUCGUUCCGUACGCUGCGAGGAUACCUACAGGUCGCGAACUGGCCGCCACUCUCUGUUUGUUUCUAUGGACACAGAUGUCCUACCGUGUCUCACCUGUCUGUCUGCAGUCUCGCGGCAUUUCUCCCGAGUCUCUAUGGAACCAGGUUGUUGAGAUCAUAAGGCUGACAUGCUUGACGCUGCCUCUCAAUAUCCCCACGUGCGAGUGACAAAAUAGAUACUGGGUGUACACGCCAGGCAGACAGUGAGUGCGUGGCUUAUAGGGGUAUGUAUGUAUCUUUUUCUUUCUUCCUUCAGCGCUGCUUCAGAAAACUGCUUUGAGCUGUUUGGUUUUGAUAUCCUCGUCGAUGAAAAGCUCAAGGCAUGGCUCAUUGAGGUGGGCGCGGCGCAAUGCUCUCUUGUGCGUGGACAUCGAUCUCAUGUGCUGUCUUGCCUUCAGGUCAAUUGCUCCCCCUCACUCACAGCAUCCGGCCCUAUAGACCGAGCGGUGAAGGAGGCCCUUUUGACCGACACGAUUGAUCUCCUGGCGCAGCUGACCAAGACAGCAACGACGACACUCACAUGCGGCACACCCUUAGUCUUCCCAUCGUCACCCGUCCCCAGCUGCCCCACUUCACCCAAACAGACACGACACACAGAUGAGGUCCGCCCGCCGAGCUGGCAGGAGAGCCCAACCGUGUCUCCGAGGAUACACAGGGCGACCAGCGCCAAAUCGCCGAGAGGGAAUAGAGCAUGGAACGGAACGGAUUGUGAUCUGUCGGGGGCUGGUGCUGGGCGGUUGACGCCUCCUGCCUCUCCGCGACAUCCAGAAAAAGCGACAAAGGUACGAUUGUGUGGAUGCCAGAACGGUCUUCACUAGACUCUCUGCCUGCUUUCGCCUUCAGGGUCGUCUUCGCUCAGGCCAAUAUCGUCUGGUGUUCCCCUACAAUGAGGCCACGCUGGAAGCUUCCCUGGACCUCAACAGGCUCUCUCGCGUGGGCCACAUUGCCUCCUCCUCAUGCCGCACCUCCAUGUGUGCGCCCAGCCGCAUCCCCCCAUCCCACCCCCCACACUUCUAUUUUUCCUGUGUGCCCCCGCCCUGCUCCCCUUUUGUCAAUGGCUCUCCACCACGUUGGCCCGAUGCGGUGCGGGCCGGCGUCCCUUUCGUGCAGUCGGGCGCACGCGACACUUUCAUGCACGACAAGAUUCGGGAAGUCGUGAGGGACAUCGUGAGGGAAAGACAUGACGAUAGGGGGAGGAGGAGCAAGAGGGGGUGACAAGCCAACAGGCAGGUGACCAGUUUUGUGUGCGUGUGUGUCGUGUGUGUGUGGGCGUCUGGUCUUCGUUGCACCGUUUGUGCCAUGAAUGCAUUUGGAGUUUUCGGCCGCGUUCGCUUCUCUAGUUUGUUGACUGCGUCAGUCUCAUGCCAAAGUUCAUGCAUGUAGGAUGUGGUGUGUUCUAACGAACGCACACAGACGAAUUGUGUCCCCUUUCUGUUGCUCGGUUCCUGGCCCCUAGACUUCCUUCCUCUUUCGCUCCCUCUGUUGUUCAAGGGACGGACCUACAUAUGGCGUGCAGGCUCCUCUCUCAAUGGACAGAUCCAAGGACAUGGAUGGAAUGCAUGGAAG
Molecule: messenger RNA, 3270 nt
Organism: Vitrella brassicaformis
Lineage: Eukaryota; Vitrellaceae
Source: the annotation of a GenBank genome assembly